AUGAAUGCUCCUGCGGGUGAGGGCCCCUGUGCACAAACAGACCCGAGGAGAGGGGCCGAGGCCUGGCCUCCGUCGCUUCUACACCGGGGAAGUCUUGGCGGUUGCUCCAAGGCGGGCGGGCCGGCCCUCCCCGAGGGACCUUCGGGAGCCUCCACCGCGGGCGGGCAGGCGGGGGCAGGGCGCGCGCGCGGACACACCCCCCGCAGUGUCUCCGGCGCCCGGCAGGGGGCGCUGCUCCGUCGGCCCACGCCCCGCCGCGCGCCGGGCCGGCUCCCUCGCGCAGGCGCGGUGCCGCGGGCGGAGGAUCCGGGCCGCGCUUCCUCUCGCCAGGCCUGCGAGCUUCCUCCCAGCGGAGCCCAGGGCGAGCCGAGCUUGGCCGCCGCUGUCGCCGCCGCCGCCGCGACCGCCGCCGCCCUCCCGCUCUCGCCCCACCCCGCACCCCGCGCGGAGAUCUUGCUGGGGUGGGGUCCGAGCGGGGCGGUCUCCCGGCCGCGCCGCCGUCGGGACCACCCCCCGGGCCAGCGGUCUCUCCCGCCCCAGCCAGCCUGUGGCCGCCGGAGCCUCCGGGGCGUGGAACGCGGGGACCUUCUGCGGCGCCUCGAACCAGCGUCCGGGGCCGCCCCGGGCAGCCGGCGCGACGUCCCCACAUCGAACCUCGGUGGCGGCGUUUGGAAGCGGAACUCUGCCGGGGCCGCGCCGGCUACAUUGUUUCCUCCCCCCGACUCCCUCCCGCCCCCUCUCCCCCGCCUUUCUUCCCUCCCCGACCCGGGCCGCGCGUCCAUCCCCCUGCCUCUGUCUGGCCGUCCCUCCUCCCCCUUCUCUCGCACCCAGACCUCUUUGUACCUCACCACCCGGGGACCCCUGCGCCCCUCCCCUCCCCCCUGGCCGCAUGGACCGUCCGGCAGGCCGCUGAUGCUGCCCGCAGCGAGGUGGCCCGGACCUCAGUGCCCCGAGAGAGCUCUCAUGGUACCAAGUGACAGGUGGGCCUUCCUGUGA
Rangifer tarandus platyrhynchus (Svalbard reindeer) is the source of this 996-nucleotide messenger RNA. Lineage: Eukaryota; Metazoa; Chordata; Mammalia; Artiodactyla; Cervidae. The record is from the annotation of a GenBank genome assembly.